Lutra lutra (Eurasian river otter) is the source of this 1561-nucleotide messenger RNA. It is a transcript of the gene PLET1, whose product is annotated as placenta expressed transcript 1. The transcript is spliced from 4 exons. The record is from RefSeq and is a predicted model, not a curated record. Gene Ontology annotation, biological process: positive regulation of cell migration; negative regulation of cell-matrix adhesion; wound healing, spreading of epidermal cells. Bases 55 to 792 code for a protein of 245 amino acids. NCBI's taxonomy places the organism in Eukaryota, Metazoa, Chordata, Mammalia, Carnivora, Mustelidae. Gene Ontology annotation, cellular component: external side of plasma membrane; apical plasma membrane.
AGUUGUAGGUAUUACCCAGCACCGGGACCAGCAGUUUCCAAACAAGUCAAGACCAUGGCAGUCCUCAGCUCCAUGUUGCUGCCACUCUGGCUGUUUCUAUGCUUCGGACUACUGUGUUCUUCUGCCAGCUCUGCAGAUGACAUUGACAACUGCGUCCUCUUCAAUGAGGUCAUCACCACUGGCCAAGGCAUUAUGGCCAAUUCAGAUGUCUAUGAAAGCAACACAAACUACACAGUAUGGGUUCCCGUGAAUGCCAGCAUUAGCUCUGUGGUCCUGCGAGCCUUGGACGCGAACAACAACUCACUGGGCCUCUGGGAGAAAGCAGACAAGGUUUGCCGCAACAGCGCCCUGUAUCGCCUGGAUAACCAGAGGGACCAGAUCUUCAUGGCAAACUGGGUAUCUCCUAACUCGACGAACAUAACCACAGUCACGCUACAAGCCUUCAGUAUUAAUUUCUAUGAUACGGCUACAUUUUCUUCUCUGCAACUAGGAAGAAAAGACACAACCACUUCCCAGAUCUCUACAACCAGGACAAACCCACACCCUACCUCAACAACAGGACACAUCUACACAACAAGAACAACUCCACACUCAACUGCAACAAGAAAAUACCUCUCCACAACCACAACAACCCCACACCCAACCCCAAUGACAAGACACUUCUUCACAGCCAGGACAACCCCAUACCCAGUCCCAAGGACAACCAGCUUGGCCAACAGAACCUUCCUCUGCCCCAUCACAAGUGCCAUUCAGAUCCUGCUAGUGUUUCUCACCAGCAAACUCCUCUCCUAGAAGGAAGCUGAAAAACAGUUGCUCCUGCCUCUACCAUAUCCUCCUACAUUCAGUUCUAAGCCAGUGCUCUGACAGGCAUGUGAAUGAAGACUUUACAUUCUCAAAUGGGCAACUCUACUACCAUUGCUUUGGACCAAAACAGAGACCUGGGUGUCACUUGGUGGAGGGUAGUUAGUCCAUUCACUGGUGGAUUUGGGGCACACAGAUGUUCAACUGGUGAACAUCAACAGAUGUUCAAUUGUGUCUCUCAUGACACAAAUUAGGCUUUUUGUUGACUACUUAGACCUAGUCUGGGUGUAACCUGGAAUUCUGGCUCUCGGUUUCACAUGCUGACAGCCAAUUCCGCAGCCAAUGUAAACUUCUGUUCACUGCCAAAUGAUUCCUCCAUACCUGAAUCCCUGUGGGAACAACCUUUCUUCACUUUCAAGAUGACCUCAGAGUUCUGAUCAAACCCACUCAGCUUACACAGAGCUUCUGUGCCUCAUGUCACCCAACAAGGAAAGGAAAAAGGAAUAGCCCUGAUAUUAUUGGCCACACCAGUAGUACAUGAAGGACUAGAAAACAGGAAUGUACCAUGUCUGAGCAAGCAACCAUAGGUAAAUAUGACAGUAUAAAGACAUUAUUUCCUAUGUCAUACCAAAUAAGCUACACUUCAAACAAGAAUAAUGUGUUAAAUUCAAAUAUAAGUCUUUAAUGAGUGAUUAAAGUAUAACAUGCUAUCUAAUUUUAUUCAUGUAUAUGAACAUUAAAAAAAUUAAUAGAAUGGUGA